AUGGGUAAAGUCAAGUGCUCUGAAUUGCGGACGAAGGAUAAGAAGGAACUCUUCAAACAACUAGAAGAGUUGAAAACUGAGUUAACCAAUCUUAGAGUUGCUAAAGUAACAGGAGGAGUUGCUUCUAAACUGUCCAAAAUACGCGUCGUACGCAAGGCUAUUGCCCGUGUCUACAUUGUCUACCACCAAAAAAUGAAGGUUAACCUUCGUAAUCACUAUAAGAACAAGAAAUACAAGCCUCUUGACUUGAGGCCAAAGAAGACGCGUGCUAUGCGAAAAGCUUUAACUAAGCAUGAAGCAAAACUUAAAACAAGGAAAGAAAUUAGGAAAAAAUCCUUGUUCCCACCUAGAGUUUACGCUGUUAAAGCUUAA
Molecule: messenger RNA, 372 nt
Organism: Leptosia nina
Lineage: Eukaryota; Metazoa; Arthropoda; Insecta; Lepidoptera; Pieridae
Source: the annotation of a GenBank genome assembly